AACCAGCUGCCUUUUAGCUGGUUGCUAAUUACAUUAGAGAGUUGCCUAUCCAGAACAACAUGACUUCUCUUCCCGCCCACUGUAAUGAGAAAGCCAUGUGCUUUAUUUUGAAAUGGCUGCUGUAGAUUUAGUGAAAGUGCCUGAAACCACCUAACACACACUCACACACACACACACACACACAGCCACUUCAUGACUCAUACUGUUUGACAAAGAUGCAGUUUAGCAGUGAGCUUUGAAAAGGGGAGAGAGAGAGAUACAGAUGUGUGAGUGUGUCUCUGAAAGAUGAAGAUAGGAGCCCAUAGAAAAACGCAGGCUGGAUUAAGCUUCUUAUUUGGCUGUAAAACGGGGGGAGGGAGCACGAGAAGCAGCAGAAAGCCAUUGUGGGCCGGCGGGGGGAGAGAGAGAGAUGGGGGGGUGAGGAAGGUUUGUAAGAGAGAUGGACGUUUAUUUUAUAAUAUGUAAUAGCAGCAUCACAUAGAGAGGGACGUGAAAGAGGGCAAAAUGCAGGAAAAACUGGAUUCUCAGAGCCGAGCCCCAGGCAGGAAGGCUCAUCCAGUUCUCAAAGCCUUUUUGUGUGGCUCUCUCAGCGGCACCUGCUCUACACUACUCUUCCAGCCUCUGGAUCUGGUCAAGACACGGCUGCAGACCCUACAGAACAAUGCCAAACUGGGUGCACCAAAGGUGGGGAUGUUCAACGUUUUAAUCAACGUUAUCAGGACAGAGAAUUUCUUCAGUCUGUGGAAGGGAGUGUCACCAUCAUUUGUGCGCUGCAUCCCUGGGGUGGGCAUCUACUUCAGCACCUUCUACUCCCUAAAGCAGCACUACUUCCUAGAGCGGGCACCCAACGCUGGCGAGGCUGUUCUGCUUGGAGCGGGUGCCAGAACUGUGGCUGGCGUCUGCAUGCUGCCAUUCACAGUCAUCAAGACACGCUUUGAGAGUGGCUGCUACAACUAUGUGAGUGUGGCAGGGGCUCUGAGGAGUGUGUAUGAGACGGAGGGAAUCAGGGCCCUGUUCUCAGGGCUGACCGCCACGCUGCUCCGAGACGCUCCGUUCUCCGGCAUCUACGUCAUGUUCUACAGCCAGGCCAAGAAGGCGAUGCCUCAAGAGGUAACUUCGUCGCCAUAUGCUCCGCUGGUGAACUUUAGCUGUGGGGUGGUGGCAGGUGUCAUGGCGUCGCUGGCCACACAGCCAGCGGACGUCGUGAAGACCCAUAUUCAAAUCAGCCCAUCCCACUGGAGCACGAGAGAUGCUGUCCGCUACAUCUACAUGGAGCAUGGCAUGGGCGGGUUUUUCCGUGGGGCUGUACCCAGGUCUCUGAGACGCACUCUGAUGGCUGCCAUGGCUUGGACUGUCUACGAACAGCUGAUGGCAAGAAUGGGCCUCAAAUCCUGAAGAGCAUCAGGGUUGAACCACAAUAAUGAAAUAUGAGGGUAUUAGGAUGUACAUUUUCUUCUCACUGAAAGCCCCAUGAAAGUGCGUGCGUGCGUGCGUGUGCGUGUGUGCACUUUAAAUGUUUAUGAAAAUGUGCCAGUUUGUGUCUGUAAGUCUAAAGUGACACUCCCUACGGUGAAGUGAACUUACUCCUCCUGUGACUAUUUAUGUUUGGACACCCUGAGGUCUGGCUGCCGAGGGUCUGUGACUGUGCUGGGCAGCAUUGUUGCCUUUGACAAGGAGUUUCAAAAUGCUGUCAAUACAAACGGGACUCUCAGCAAGCUGGUGUUCUGUACAUCUGCUGAGGUAACCAAAAGCAAAGCACUGCAGAGAGAAGAGCUCUGGCUUCCGCCAUAUUUACAAAACUUGCCUAAGAUUGAGCAAUGCUUCUUACUUGCCAAUAACAAGCAUACUUUAUCUGCUUCUAUAUCUAAUUUGUUUCAGGCUCACACAAUCACAAGUACUCACACAGCUGCAUUAUGGGAAGAAAGUCCCAAGAAAGCCUUUGUUGCCACUGUGAUGCAUUUUGUGACUCAGCAUAGUGAAACCAGAUGUGCUUUUUAAAGAAGUAAUGAUCACGAAGAAUCUGUCACAUCUGGGUUUAAAAAUAUUCAGACCUAUAAUAUCAUUUCAGUCAGUUUAUAGGUUUUGUAAUUGAAAUGCUUAAUUCUUAUUUUUUUUUAGGAUAAAAACAGCAAUGCAAUUUGCAAUUCCUGUGUUUAACACUUUCAUAUAAUUUGUUUUUAGCCCUACACAUUAAAGGUAUUAUAUGCAGGAUUUCCCUAAAACACAAUGUAUAGACCAAUAUAAAAGUAAUCCCUAUCAAUAACAACCCACAAGAAGUGUGUGGCGGUGUCGGCCCCAUAUUUUUCGUAUUUUGCUGUGUUCAAGAUGAAUCUGGGCAUCAACUAUAGUCUUUGGGCCCCACAUGGGUGUGUAACACCCAGCCAAUGACAGCGCACAG
Messenger RNA from Sander lucioperca (pikeperch), 2398 nucleotides. RefSeq names its product mitochondrial glycine transporter B-like. Bases 505 to 1395 code for a protein of 296 amino acids. The transcript has 9 exons. NCBI's taxonomy places the organism in Eukaryota, Metazoa, Chordata, Actinopteri, Perciformes, Percidae. Gene Ontology annotation, biological process: glycine import into mitochondrion. The record is from RefSeq and is a predicted model, not a curated record. Gene Ontology annotation, molecular function: glycine transmembrane transporter activity. Gene Ontology annotation, cellular component: mitochondrion; mitochondrial inner membrane.